Messenger RNA from Lepisosteus oculatus (spotted gar), 1711 nucleotides. It is a transcript of the gene c21h11orf96, whose product is annotated as chromosome 21 C11orf96 homolog. The record is from RefSeq and is a predicted model, not a curated record. Lineage: Eukaryota; Metazoa; Chordata; Actinopteri; Semionotiformes; Lepisosteidae.
AGAACGAGACGGAGACGGGGAGAGAGAGAGAGAGAGAGAGAGAGAGACAGACGGAGAUCUGAGCCAGCAGCAAUCUGAUCUCACAACACAUCCACAGUGCUUCAGCAGCGCAGCUGACAGACAAGCUCACGGAGAGGAGCUGCAGCCGGGAGAGUAGCUGAUCCACGUGUGCCAGGACCUUCAAGUCGGAGCGCUGCCUGGGAUUGGAAUUUAAAACAGGGGCUGUCAGAAUCCAAGCUCCUUUCUGCUGCAGGCCAGGCUGAACUGUCUCCUGCUUUCUCAGCUUGCGGAUAGCCUGUGGGAGCUCUGGGUUCGGAGGAGCUCUGAAGCUGGUGAAGCUGUAACCGAGGAGUCUGAGCGUCCAGUACAGACCAUGGCAACCAGGCACCUGGAAGUCGGCGGGUUCCAGACAAUGAUUCCCGCUCACCUGCUGGCAGCGGCCAUGGAGGAGUUCCCCCAGCAGCUGCCCGUGCCCAAAGCCCCAGCCCGGGGCAAGAGCCGCCUGCGGCGCCCCCGCCAGUCACGCUUCAAGACCCAGCCGGUGACGUUCGCGGAGAUCGCCGAGGUGGAGGAGGAAGGCGCCUCGCCGCUGGAGGAGGAGAAGGCGCGCAAGUCCUUCCUGCAGUCGCUGGAGAGCCUGCGGCGCAGCACCCAGAACCUGCAGGGUGCGCGCGGCUGGGUGGCGGCCUCGGCCAUGCAGGGCAGCCUGGACUCCAGCGACUCGGACUCCGCGCAGUGAAGCCCGGCCAGCGCCCCGUCUGGCCCUGGGGCUCACUGCUGCUUCAUACUGAAGCCUGACUCCACUUGAACUUUUCUUUGCCAAAUAUCUAGAACAAAACUGCUCUAUGUAUGUAUAUGCAUUCGUAUUUAUUUCUAAUUUAUAUAUAUAAACACAUUUAUAUAUAUAUGUAGCUCUGUAUGCAUUUGAUGCAUUAUAAACUUCCUGAGGUUUAGUAUAGGCUGGUAGAAAGCAUAGGGAGCACAGUGUAGAGAAUUGAACUCAUGACAAAGUGCAGCACAUCGCUAUAGAAUGGGGGAAGGACACUGCAAGCCUAUCUUUAAUGGUGAUGGGAAAGGUUUAAUUCCAUAGUUGCUUUCUUUUAUAAGAUUAAAGAAAAAUGUCUUUUUUUUAUAUGAAAGAUAGUCACAGGACUGUCCAGCAGGAUGCGUCCUGCGACGAGCAGUAGGUUGUUGAAGCCACUGGGAAGACUGAAGGAGUAGACGCCACAUGAGCAAGUUAUCAGUGGCCCAGAGGACUCGAGACUUGAAUUGUGGAGUGUUUUAAGCAAUGUCUUGCUUAUUUAUGAAGGGGUUUAAUAUAGGUUACAGCUGUUUAAUGCUCAGAAAGCAGAGAGGGAUACAUGCCAGCAAGGCAAAUUCAAUCCUUCUAGGCAAAGGGACUUUCACUUCCAAACACAGAACAGAACUGGCAGGGGUCCAGCUCUCUGCAACGAAGCGUUUAACCCCAUCUCCUUAUUUUUGUAUCUGAGAGAAGAAAACUGAACUGCAAGUUUACUGUGUAUGCUUGUCAAAUUCUACAAUUAUUUAUUUAAUAGAGGAACUUUUUGAUAUGGAAAUGGAAGAAAUAUCUUUUUUUGUUUCUAAAUCACUUGUAGGUUGAGAACUUUUUACUGUUUUUCACAAAUGAAAUUCUGAGAGAUUUGUAAAGCUGGAGCUUUCUUAUUUACUGUAAUAAAUAACUGAAAACAAA